AUGCUUUUUCAGAAAUUCUGGAAGAAACUCGGAAAACUCGGACUUCUGGGUAUAACAGUAUCGAGUGAGUUUGGUGGAAGCGAGAUGUCAUACUUAGAACAUGUAAUUGCAAUGGAAGAGCUGUCCAGGGUCAGUGGAGCUUUGGGCCUCAGCUAUGGUGCACAUUCUAACCUCUGUGUCAACCAAAUUGCACUUAAUGGAAGUCAAGAGCAAAAACAAAAAUAUUUACCAAGACUGAUAAGUGGCGACCACAUAGGAGCACUUGCGAUGAGUGAAUCAAGCGCUGGAUCGGACGUUGUUUCCAUGAUGUUAACUGCUAAAAAGGACGGGAACAACUUUAUAAUCAAUGGUUCGAAGUUUUGGAUUACAAAUGGCCCAGACGCUGAUGUGACUAUUGUAUAUGCUAAAACUGAACCAACAAAAGGAAAGUAUGGCAUAACAGCCUUCCUAGUUGAAAAGGACUUCCCUGGCUUUUCCAAGUCACCAAAAUUCGAUAAGUUUGGAAUGAGAGGGUCGAAUACAUGUGAACUGAUUUUUGACAACUGUGUUGUACCGGAGGAAAAUGUAAUUGGAAAAGUAAAUGAAGGUGUCCGUGUUUUAAUGAGUGGAUUAAACUACGAACGUUUGGUACUCGCAGGAGGACCACUAGGAAUAAUGCAAGCGGCUUGUGAACUUGCUUUCGACUACGCUAAUCAGAGGAAAACGUUUGGUAAAAAAAUAGGAAAUUACCAGUACUCCAAUAGUAGUAAUAGAUUCCAAGAGAAAAUCAGAAUAUUUCAGCUUAUUCAAGCAAAAAUUGCUGAUAUGGACACUUUGUUAACAGUCUGUCGCCAUCAUGUCUAUAAUACUGCAAUGGCAGUCAACCGCGGAGAACUGACUAACAGACAUUGUGCUGCAGCAAUUUACUAUGCUUCUAAAUGUGGAGUGAAAGUGUGUGACGACGCUUUACAAAUACUAGGUGGCAAUGGGUACGUAAACGAAUAUCCAGCUGGUCGGUUCUAUCGUGACGCAAGAUUAUAUGAGAUUGGAGCCGGAACUAGUGAGAUCCGACAGCUUAUUAUCGCAAACGAAAUAAACAGUAUGGAAGCAUAA
Messenger RNA from Enterobius vermicularis (human pinworm), 1092 nucleotides. The record is from the annotation of a GenBank genome assembly. Lineage: Eukaryota; Metazoa; Nematoda; Chromadorea; Rhabditida; Oxyuridae.